Messenger RNA from Daldinia vernicosa, 1166 nucleotides. Its product is annotated as bladder cancer-related protein BC10-domain-containing protein. Lineage: Eukaryota; Fungi; Ascomycota; Sordariomycetes; Xylariales; Hypoxylaceae. The transcript is spliced from 2 exons. The coding region runs from base 275 to 721 and encodes 148 amino acids. The record is from RefSeq and is a predicted model, not a curated record.
GCGGGCGCAUCGCGAGAAUUGUCUCCUUACACUAUUUCGCGGAAACGCAAUAGAUUAAUCUUGAUGAAGAUACUUUUUUACCCUCCACCCUCGUUACCUACCUAGUUACAAUAUACUAUCUGGUCCAACUGUUUGUUUGUUGUAAAAUUAAUAUUCGCAACGCCCUUUCAUUAUUUAUCAGCGCCGACCAAACGACCAAAACGAUCAAACGACAUCUCAGCCAAACGUCUCACCCGUAGCUCUCCCACUAGCAAACGCUUUCCGACACAGCGCAAUGUUCUGCCUCCGAAGUUGGCUUCCUCUCCUCUUCAUCCCAACAAAUGCCUCUCCUGCCUUCAUCUUCCUUUUCUUCGUCUGCACGUACUUCCUAAACCGACCCUGCGUUUACUGUUCCAUCCUCCUCCUUAUACUCUUCGUGACCUCAUGCUAUUGGUCAGAUCGGUGUUUCUUCGAUUUCAGCAGCAAUUGGUUCGCCCCGCGACUCUCAACAUCAUCAUAUCCGGUCAACGGAACCACGAUAUCCGAACCCAUGGUUGACAGUUUCAACGCUACCGCUGUUGAAAUGCUGAAUACUACAGCUACUGCACUUGCAAGUGCUGCAGCCGACGAGUUAGCCAAGAAGAAAGAAGAAUGGACAGGACUCGGCAUAGAAUGGCUCCGAAGCCUUCUAGGACGCCGGGAGUGGAGGAUCGAAUGCAUGGACCUAUACAUUCGACUAUAAUCGCACAUUAUACGUCAAGCGUGAUAUGGUAUAUGAUAUCAGCUAUGGCCUUGAACACCCUAAGUCCUGGGGCUGUACAAACACAAUGAGUAUAGAUAUGAAUGUAUAAAUGCAUGGUACUGGCGUUAGUUGGACUGCGGAUAAGGCCGUUUUUCUUGGACACUCACCUCAUAAUAGGGGUAUAGUCACAUCACAUCAGCAUCUUGAUGAGGGCAACACGCAUCCCGAAGAGCCGAAGGGAUAGCGUAAAUGUAGGCAUAGAAUAAUAGGCAUUGAUCCAAGCGAGAAUCCUUGACAGAACUAUUAAUAUAAAGAAUAUACUCAAGCAAGUUAUAUUCACUAACUAACGGGCAUCAUCCAUGCUUGAAUAUUUUCAAAGGGUCCAAUAAAUCAAAUACGUGCGGAUAGAAUGGUUCAAUAAUAUACUAUUAGGUACUUAAGUCUA